CAUAGACUAUUGCAGCCAUGAUCGCCAAGAGCCUUGUCUUCGCUGUGCUAGCGGCUCAUGCUGCUGCUGGGCCAUGUAAGCCUGGUGGACUUUCGUCCAAUACGCUCUCCGCUAGUGAAUCUGCGAGCGAGCCUACAACUUCUGAAACAAGCGUCUUGGAUUCAGUGACUACAACCACUUCUGAACAAGCCACGACGACGACAGAGGCAGCUACCACUACUACGAGCGCAGCCGUACCCGCUGGCGAGGCCAUUAUCUUUCAGGUCAAUCCUCGACGCCGUCUUUCGAAGCGAGAUACAACAUUCGUGGGCAGCAACAAUCCAACCGAAUGCACCUUUGCCUCAGUCUUUCGCCUCGACGAGGGAAAGCUCUUGGAUAGCGGAGUGCCUAUUUACUAUGCCGGCAGUGGCUUUCAGGAACUUGCUGCUCAGGGCGAACCACCAGCUGAUUCUGUCACGACAACAUUCUCAAUUGCCGGAGGUCGUCUUUCAUGGACGGAUUCAUCGUUUGGCGAGGCUGGUUUCUGUCAGACAGAGUCUGAUGGACAGGUGUACAUCACCUUUGGGUCAGAGCCUGUUGGCUGUGAACCUGUGACUCUCACAGCCUACAAAGAGGAACAAUGCCAGAAUGGACAGAUCGUCGGUAUCGAAACGUCCAGUGCCGAGACAACUACCGCAACAGAGACUACCGCCUCCUCUGAUGCUGUUCAACCCACCACUUCUUCCAAUGCCUGUGUUGUCGGUAUUGAUGGCUUGAACGGCGAGCCUCCACGAGAGAGCCGUCUGGCUGACUGUUCGAGGCUGAACACAGUCACAGUCAGCCCAUAUCCCGAAACUUCAACCGUGUUCAAGCGCGAAGUUGCAUUCCGCAUUCCAACAGCCUUCCCAACCUGGCGACCUGCAAUGAACACUCUUGCUGCCCGUGCAGAGGGAGAACCAACAGCCACUACCAUCCAGCCAACUGAGGUUCCUAUUUAUGCUACAUACUGCGACUCUCCCGAGGAGUACUACGCAGCUUGCUCUGAGGCUGGAAUCACUGCCUUCACAACUACCCUUCCUACGACGACUACUUCAACUUCGACCACUGUUAGCGAUUGUCCCGCGAAGCGACUCGUGAGGAGGGCUGGUGAGCAUAUGGGAUAUGAUACUACCUGGGUGACUAUGAAGAAGCGGAAUAGCGUCAUCCGUCAGCAAUUCGUCAUUGCUGAGUACAGCUUGUGGUCGCUUGACUGGACCCCUAGCUUUCAUGAGACUCAUAAGGCUGAGCCCAUUAUGGCGGUGGCGAAGCAACUAGCUCAGGCGCAUUUUCAAGGAUGCCAGGGGAUGAUGACAAUGAAGCCCCGAUGUCACUCACUGGCAGAGAUCAUUAGCGCCCCCACCAAGCUUUCAGCUCAACGAUUCAUAAUUGCCAACCGCGCGAGACCUCGAUUCGCAAUUCUUAUCCCACCAAACACUGUCUGUUCAUUAGCACGUCGAGAUUUCAUCACCAUGAAUCGAGAACAAUUGUCCACCCUGGACGAAAGGGCCUUUGCAGAAAAGGUGCCGACAAUGCUCUGGUCGGAUCGAGAGACGCUUUUCGAGGAUGGAAGUGAAGACAUCGACAUUAUCAGAUCCCGCGCAGCAGAGUCUGCGACCGUCGAAGCCAUUUCAUCCGUCCUCACCUCUCCGAUCAAAGAUGAAGAUUACGAUACACUGAGGGUGCAUCAGAAAGCAUUAUAUUCUGUCCUUAUCAAGCUCCCCUUCGAAAAGCUCCAGCCUUAUCGACCAGCCUUGGCUGCACUCGCUGCAUUCGACAUCUCAGGUUUUGCCCAUCGCUCAUCGCAUUAUGCCCAGAGUUCUCAUGUCAUUCACAACGCCGGCCAUCUUGAGCGCUUCGCCGCAGAUGCCAAAGCGGUCUGGGUCACCAAGGACAAAUUCGACAUGGUCAGCGAUCGCACGCUUACAGAGCGUGUCCAUACGGCUGAAGAGAUGAGGCCAUAUAUGCCUGAGCUGUUUGGCUGGCUUGUUGACGCGAAUAAUCCGCCAUUCAUGCCUUGUCGAAACCAACUUGCUCGAUUUCCUGAGACUGCUGCUAUCGUUGCAGCCGAAGUUCUGGCCAAGGCAAACAAAGAGAAGGAUGGGGAAUAUCAACACUUCUUGAUCGACUUUGUCUCUGAUUGUGUGCCUGUUGGGGAAGCCUGGAAACCAAUGCGAGAACACGUUCAAGCGCUGGUGAAGAAUUUGAAGGGAAGCAGGAGUGAAGAUGAUGAGGAGCUGGUUGGCGAGGCCGACGAAUGGCUGACGAAAUUGGAACAAUGGGAGGCUUUGAAGAAGGUAAAGAACUAG
Fusarium oxysporum Fo47 is the source of this 2324-nucleotide messenger RNA. RefSeq lists its product as uncharacterized. Lineage: Eukaryota; Fungi; Ascomycota; Sordariomycetes; Hypocreales; Nectriaceae. The coding region runs from base 18 to 2324 and encodes 768 amino acids. The transcript is spliced from 5 exons. The record is from RefSeq and is a predicted model, not a curated record.